AUGACGUUUGUUUCGGACGCAAACCUCUUCAAUAGGGACAAGGAACUUGAUGUACCAACUCCAUUCCUUUUCGAGGACCACCCUCUAGAUGUUGCAGUUUUUGAUGAAGCCGAGGAGGUAGCGCUGUUGUUUGGAACCUAUUCGGUGGCACUCUACAGUUACGAAAAAUUAUCUUCGAACCUCACAAUGCAACGACACGUCCGAUCAGAGAGAUUCGCAUUGAUACUGAGCUCUAUUCUUGUUGGUUCUUCAUGGGAUCAUCUUGUUGUUAUCGCUGGUACAAUGGAUGGUGAAAUUCUGGUCACUGUCCCAUCCACUGGCCCAUCCAUCCGAGCUAAAUUUGAAGGCCACCGAGUAGGUUUAGAAAUCUAUGAUGAUAAUAGUGAAAGCUCGCGCACAGUACAACUCAGGGAAUGA
Cooperia oncophora is the source of this 417-nucleotide messenger RNA. The record is from the annotation of a GenBank genome assembly. NCBI's taxonomy places the organism in Eukaryota, Metazoa, Nematoda, Chromadorea, Rhabditida, Trichostrongylidae.